GAUAUCAGAAAUGUUUUUAAUCACAAAAGCAAACCUUUAAUAUACGUUAACGUUGCUGUUUAUUUAUAAAAUUUAUGACGUACCCAAGGAAAACACGUCUUCGUGGAUUUCCCGAACUUAUAUGGUAAAAAGCUUCCUAAAUGAUGGUUAAAAUACGACUAAUUACCUACGAAACUUGAGAUUUCUUUAUAAAACAGUGCAUCUGUUUAAUUCAUUAAGCUGGUUAAUUCAAUUUCGGAGGCAAAAUGAACACAUUUCGAACAUCAUCAUCUUAUAUUGAAGAUUAUAAUCCACCAUUGGAUGCAGAGGACAUGGAGUUUAUGAUGAAUCCAAAUGACUACAUUCCGAUCCCUAACCAAGACAAUGUAGGAACUGUAUAUAUCAGAAUCUCUCUUCCGGAAUUAAAUGUCCAGAAAUGCCUACAGUUCCAGUUGGGUGAAUCUGUUUGGCAUGCCAAACAGCAAAUACUUGCCAGUUUUGGAUCAGAACUCCGUGAUGGCUACAAUUAUGGAUUGUAUUGUCCUCCCCAAAAUGGUAAAGCUGGGAAAUUUCUUGAUGAAGAAAGAUUACUCAGAGAAUACCCUUUGUCAGGUCCUAUUGGGUACCUGGAAUUCAAAUUUAAACGUCGUGUUUACAGAAGUAUGGAACUCAACACAAGGAAACUAAAGCAAAUACAUAAUAAAGCUAAUUUGAAACAAUUUAUAGAUGCUGUUAAACAUGGAAAUAAAGAAAGAGUGGAUAAAUUUCUCACAAAAGGACUUGAUCCAAAUUAUAUUGAUAGAGACAGUGGAGAAACUCCUUUGACAUUAUCAUGUACCCUUGGUUCAGAUAAGUCUCGCAGUAUGAUUAUUACUUUGGUCAGUGGAGGAGCUCAUAUGGAUUUUCGCAAUAGACAUGGUUUCACACCUAUGCAUAAAAGUGCCAUAUGUUCUAACCGUGAAUCAAUAAAGACGCUGUUGGAUUUGGGAGCUUCUCCCAACUAUAAAGACUUGAGAUAUUUAACACCAUUGUACUAUGUUGUCAGCAAAGACGAUCCUGUUUGUGCAGAGCUGCUUUUGAAUGAAAGGGCUAUAAUUGGAACCACAGAUGAACAAGGAUGGUUUGAGAUUCACCAGGCCUGCCGCAGUGGCAAAGUUCAGAUUUUGGAACAUUUAAUAUAUUAUGGAGCUGACAUGGAUGUGCAGAAUGCAAGUGGAAAUACACCAUUGCAUGUUUGUGCAGUUACAAAUCAGGAGUCUUGUAUUCGUGUCCUGCUUUUCCGUGGUGCUAACAAAGUCAUUGUAAAUCUAAACAAUCAAACACCAUAUGAGGCUGCUAUUAUUGCCGGUAACUUAGAUCUUGCUGAAAUUAUCAAAGGAUACAGUUCUGCUGAUAUAGUUCCUUUUCGAGAAUUGCCUCAAUAUAGCAGUCGCAGGACAAUCAAGUAUUCAACAAACUUUCGAUUGAGUAAAUGCCGCAGCGAAACUCGUCUCAACUUGAGUAUGAUGGAUAGCAAUUUCUUUAAGCCUGAUGGAAGUUUCCACCGUUACAGUAUGAGCUCUGAUUGCUAUUCAGUCACCAAUUCUGAUUCUCCUCGUUCUAUAAGCUCAUCAAGUACUUAUUCAGGACAUAUCAAUGGAGGACUUCAUAUGACUGAUCAUGAUUACUAUGAUGGAAGACGAGAAAACUAUGAAGAAAACUGGUACCCUUAUUCUGUGGAAGAAACAAACUUAAAUAGUCGCAGGAGAACCUGUUCCCUUGGUGAUCUUGAUGCUGACACUGAGUAUUUUCAACGGAAAACUAUAAAACAACGAGCUUUGUUUAAUCACUUGGGAAGGCAUUUUAUCAAUAAUUAUGCUCCUCGGGCAGUUACCCUUCGAAAAACUCCCAAUGGUUAUGGCUUUGUACUACGAGGAGCUAGAUCUGAUCAUCAAUUUCUUAAUCAUGUUUCAAAUAAUUCACCUGCCGUGCAGUAUCUGGACACUGUGGAUGCUGGUAGUGCUGCUGAAAAGGCAGGUCUUAGAGCUGGGGAUUUCAUAUUGGAAAUCAAUGAUGAAAAUGUAACUAGAGCUUCCCAUGAACACGUUGUGAAGUUAAUCAAGAAUUCAGGCAACAUGCUGAGAAUGACAGUUUUAACUGUAAAACCAACAGAUCAGGACAAAAAUGCAUUCGUCCAUGAAGAUGGUUCAUUCACUCUACCAAGUCGCCGAAGACAAGCACCUGAGCCACCAAGAAGAGAUCCUUCUACAUCUUUAUCUUUUAGUAAAGCAAAAUCGAAAUCUUUUGCAGAAGGAAUGGCUGAAAUUGAAAAACUGGAUCAAACUCUUGCAGAAUUUGAAGUGUGUGAAAGCCCAACAAAAGAAAAUAGUUACAGUACUUAUCAGAAUGCAAUGAAAUCUGAAAUAAAAACUGCUUCUAUUAGGGCUGCUUAUGCUAAAAAACGGCUGUCUAAUAUUGAAAUUGAUAACAUUUGCUCUAUGGAGGCCCCACACAAACCUGAUCGUUUAAGCCCCUCAGAAGUGCGCAUUAAAAAAUACCACAAAAAGACAAGCAGUCUAGAAAAAUCUCGAAGUACACCAAAUCUUGCUCCUGACUUAGAUUAUGCACAAAUUUCUUCUGGAAACAGUUCUUACAGCAGCAAUUCCUCUGGACUUUUGAGAAGUCAACAAGCCAAAAUGAAUGCCAGUCAGAUAAAUCAGUUGUAUCCUGCACCAUAUCUGGGAAGUCUUUCUCAACCUCCACCAGGAAUGGAUUUAUCUGGUUGUAGACAUUCAGUUGCUAUUGGCUCUUCUGUGCAUAUCAAUUCUUUACCAAGCAGAGGUAAAGCUUACCCAGUUCCUCCACCUGUGGUGUCAAACCAUUAUGUUUCUCCUAAAGAGCAUAUUCCUCCUCCUCCACAAGUUAUAACAAUAAAUACACAGAAUGAUCAGUCAGUUAAUUCUACGGGAGAAUCAACCAAACACAAUUCUUAUGAAUCAAGUUUCAGACCUGGAACUGUGGCAGUAUUUGGUAAUAAUAAAAAAUUAGUUACAAACCAAUCUUCAGUCAAUCAGGCAAAAUCUCAUAAACCACAAGAUAGUUUGAAUAGAAAUAAAUCUGCAAACAACUUCAAUUCUAAUCUGAAUAGUGUAACUAAAACAGUAAUUGCAGAUGUUCAUCACAUUGACCAGUCACAAGGUACUCAACACUAUUCAAAUGGUACACACGAUACAUACUAUGAACCUCAGCCCGACUAUGAAUCUGAUGGAGAGGACAACUUAGCACAUGAUGGCAAUGGUAAUAUUAUUUCAGUUGGUUCAAAUCUCACUAAAAAUAGAAUGUCUUUGGCGGUACCUCUAUCUUCAUCUUCUUCCUCAUCUGAGAGUUUCAAGACAGCAUCAACUACUCCUUCUUUUCAAAAUACUGUAGACCCACAAAUAAUUCCUCCUCCACCUGAAUUCUGUCCACCUCCUCCACCUGAAUUUUCUCAUGCUCCUCCUGCCCCUCCUCCUCCUCCAUCUAAUCAAUUAUGUGCCGUUCCUCCUCCCCCUCCUCAAUUCAGUUCUGCUCCUCUUCCUGAAUCCCAGGACAGUCAAGCAGCAGACCCAGGAAAUGAAUUACUAAAUGAAAUUAAACGUGCUGCACAGGAAAGACAGAAUCGAUGUAAAGAUGAAAUUCCAGAGAAGACCACACCCAAACCCACUAGUGUCAACUUAACUCCACAAGAUAAAAAUCAAGCAGAAAUUUUACAAGCUGUAGCAAAACGACGUUCAAUGCUGGAAAAUUCUGAUGAAAAUAUUGUUGUAAAUCAAAUUGAAGCCCAAAUUCACAAAGCUAAGAAACUACAAUAUUCUAAGUAUUAUUUCACUGGCAAUAGAAUGAAAAAAGUAGUGAAAGAAUUACCUGAGGAGAACACAUUAGAGGUUGAGGAGAAUAAACAGAACACUGAAGAAAACAAACCAGUUGUUAAAGAGAACAAACCAGUAGUUAAAGAAAGCAAACCAGUUGUUAAAGAGAACAAACCAGUUGUUAAAGAUGCUAAAGUAGAUGUUAAACAGAAAGGAUUAAAUGAAGGAAAAAUAAACUCAGCUUCUUCAGAAGACAAACCUAUAUCUAAAGUAGUUUUGAAACCUAAGCUUUUGGAAAGAUCUACUGACAAGCUGCCAACAGAAAGUAAUAGUAAUAAGACUACAGUAAAAACACUACAAAAUCAAGCUAUAAAAUCUCAGAACGGUAAAGUAGAACCACAUGUAAAUGAUGAUUCCAAGAAAGGUCAAGAAGAUUUUCUAAUUAAAGCUGAAAAAGCACGGCAGAGGUACCUAAGUCGGAAAUCAUUAGGUACGAACAAUGAAACGGCUGAUAAAGCCAACAGAACAGCUACACAAACUGAAAUAUCUGAUAAGCCAAACAACAUAAAUGCACAUACUAAAACAUCAGAUAAACCAAACAGUACAGCAACACAUACUGAGACAAUAGAUAAACCAAACAAAAUAGCUAUAAAUAAUGAAAAAUCUGACAAACUAAACAGUACAGCUACAAAUAAUGUCAAAUCUGAUAAGUCAUACAACAUAGCUAGAGUUAAUGAGAAUAAGACAUACAACUCUAAAAAAGAACCUGAACCUUGUGUAAUCAGCCACAAAACUGUGGAAAAAAAUAAGAUAAACACUGACCAAACCAGACAUGGAGUACAGAACAAAACCAAUCCAUUGAUUAAGAGAACGACCAGUAAGGUGCACAUUGAAAUAAAACCAGCUCUAAAUGUUUCAUCAAAACCAAUUAGUGGUGUGUCCAUAAAAGAAAGAAUUGCUAAUUUACAAAACAACAAUGGACUUGCUACAAAUAAUUCAAGGGAUGGAGUGAAGUUAAUAACUGUAAAGGGAGUGACUACAGGUCAUUCUAAUACUGACCCAUCUAAUUCUUCAGAUUGUUCAACUCCUAGUCAAUCUCCAUAUCAUACCAGUUUUGUAACAAUCGUUGCACCACCUCCUGGGUUUUGUGAUUCUGACACAGAUGAAAGGGCUACUGAUGAGCUUCCAUCAUACCCCACUCUACAAACUUUACCGGCUCCACUAUCUGAGUUAUCUAUUUCGGUUGAUCAGAUUGGAGAUAUACAUCCACCAGAUGAUUCUCUGAGCCUUAUCUCUUCUCUUUCAACACUGUCAACACUCUCUACCUCAAGCACAGAACAUCCAAUUGACAUUGUCCAUCCACCACCAACUAGCUUUCAAGAUGGUUCUAGCCCUGUAUCAACAGAUCAAGGUUUUGAAGAAUCAUUUAUAGCAGCACCACAAGAAUUUAAUGAACCAUUGAAAAAACACAAUAUAACAAAACAUUCUUAUCAAAAUAAAUCAGUUGAAGAGUGGUUGUACGUGGAUGUUCUUGAGUGGCUUGAUAGCUUAAAACUGACACAAUAUAAAACUAAUUUUUCUCAUCAUUGUAUUGAUGGUAAAAAAUUGCUUAACCUUAACAGAAAUGAUUACUUAAUGCUUGGUAUUACACAAGUUACUCAUCGACUGAAUUUGGAGAAGGCCAUCAAAAAGGCUUUACUGGCAUCAAAAAGCUGUCAGAAAAGUCCAGUGACCAGUAAAAUUUCAUCAUCAAUGUCUCACUGAUGUCUUUACCUUAUUGAAAUGUAUGUUGCUGUAUAUUAAGUCUGUGAAUAGUACUGGAAUUGAGUUCUGACUGUGAUAGAGAAAUUCAGGUGACUUGCUUGGUUUCUUACUCGUUAUAUGCUAUUCUAGAACUACUAUUAUUAACCUACCGUUGAACCGAAGCUAAUGCUGGAAAUAGGAAACCAAAGCUAAUAGAUAAAGUUAUAUCUAUUGGGAAGUUCUAUAAAAUGUUGAAUUAUCUUAACACAUACACCCACAUAUACGUAUAACGUUAGACUGCAGCUUGAAUCAUUUAUGAAAACACAAUAUAUUCUAAAAUAGUAUUAAAAUUUAUAUAAAACUUUUUUUUCUACUACAGCAGUUAUUAAUCCAUGAUAAUCUUCAGGUUUCUUAUAAUUAACUGAUUUACUUUAUAAGUAAAUUCCUAUAUUUCAAGUAAAAUUUCACAGUUAUAUUGCAAAUCAACUUCUGAAUGAACUUUUUUUGUUUUUUCUAACUUCCCAAUAUUGGAACCAUAACCCCCACAGUGUAUAUAAUAAUGCAUUAUACAACCAGCACACACACUGGAUAUUGUUUUUUGACAAAUUAUUGAAUAUUAAAAAAUAUUUUAUUUAUUAGUAAAUAUAAUAAAACUAUUAGUUCUAUUAUAUUUAUAAUCAGUUACUUCACAUUUUAAAUAUUUUAUUUAAUCUCUAUAAAUAUUCAAGUGAUACUGUUAACGAAAAUUGCAACCUUUCAUUUUAGAAGUAUAUUCCAUAUACCCUUUUAACAGCGCUUCCAAAAUAAAUAUGAUCUUGCCCUCUAAAAAAGAUGUUCCAUCUGUAAUUGCUUGUUUGUUCAAUUUUGGAAGAUUUUCCAUAUGAUUUAGAGAAAUAUCUCUUCAUAAUCCUUCAUUAUGUCACUGUUGUUGAUAUAGAAAGUUUUAAAGUUUUCAAUGCUUUCUCUUGCCAUAGUUAUUAUUUUACUUGAAAUUUUUCUGGUGUUGAACGAUUUUGUUUUAUAUCCUCUCAAAUUCUCUUGAUUCCAUUAGAAGAUAUUUAAUUAAAUAAAAUGUAAUUUUAUUUCAUAAAUAAAUAAAUUAAACACAA
Octopus sinensis (East Asian common octopus) is the source of this 6658-nucleotide messenger RNA. RefSeq names its product protein shank. The transcript has 18 exons. Gene Ontology annotation, cellular component: postsynaptic density; postsynaptic membrane; dendritic spine. NCBI's taxonomy places the organism in Eukaryota, Metazoa, Mollusca, Cephalopoda, Octopoda, Octopodidae. Gene Ontology annotation, molecular function: ionotropic glutamate receptor binding; synaptic receptor adaptor activity. Bases 246 to 5570 code for a protein of 1774 amino acids. The record is from RefSeq and is a predicted model, not a curated record.